Molecule: messenger RNA, 2128 nt
Organism: Drosophila mojavensis
Lineage: Eukaryota; Metazoa; Arthropoda; Insecta; Diptera; Drosophilidae
Exons: 4
Coding region: 12-989 (325 amino acids)
Source: RefSeq, a predicted model, not a curated record
ACAAACCCUACAUGACGUUAAUUGACGGAAAGGUUUUAAAUGUUUUAACUGGAACCAACUCUUGCCAAGUAUGCCCAUUAUGUGGAGCAAAGCCAAACCAAUUACUAAAAACUACUGACUUCAACUCUGCAGUAUUUGCUGUUAAUUCCAAAAGCCUUCAAUUUGGAGUAAGCCCGUUACAUGCAUGGAUUCGGUUUCUGGAGUUUGUAUUGAAGAUUUCAUACAGAUUAGAGGUGAAAAAAUGGCGUGUUAAAGGAUCUGACAAGCAAAACGUAUGCCAACGAAAGCAGUACAUCCAAAGAAGGUUGCGAAAUGAAAUGGGGCUUAAUGUGGACAGCCCCAAACAAAAUGGAAGUGGCAAUACCAAUGACGGCAACACCGCAAGAAGAGCUUUCAAUAAUGUCGAGCUGUUUUCCAACAUUUUAAGUUUUGAUGACCAAAUUUUAAGAAACUUUUAUACAAUAUUAAUUACUAUUUCUUGCGAGUAUAAGGUAAACUCCUGGAAAUUUAAAGAUCUAUGCGAGAAAACCUUUUAUAUGUACACGGCAAAAUACAUUUGGUAUCCAAUGUCUCCAACUGUCCACAAAAUUUUGGUGCAUGGACAUCAAAUAAUGGACAAUUGUAUAGUUCCAGUUGGCGUUUUGGGAGAAAAUGCGUCUGAAGCGCGAAACAAAAUCUACAAGAACGAUCGGAAAUCCCAUGCUAGAAAGAGCAGUCGGCUAGAGAAUAUAAGUGAUGUGUUUAACAGAGCACUUGACUCAUCUGAUCCACUUAUUUCUAGCCUUAGCUUAAAAGAACGAGCGCGGCGAAAUAGGAGAAAGAAUUUGCCAUCAGAAGUUGUUGAACUCUUAGAGGAUUGUUCUCACAAUACUUCAAACCAGCACACCGGCUCAACCGAAAGCCAAGAUGAGGAAGAUGAUUCUGAUGGCACAGAUGAGGACACUUAUGAUGACAAUUGUAUUGAGUUGGAAGAAGAAGAAAGUGAUUAAAAUUUUUGUUCAGCGAAUGGGGCGGAUCCAAAAAUAUAUAUUAAAUAUAUGUAAAACAUAUUAAAAAUAUAUAUAAAAUAUAAAUAGUAUUUAAUUUACACUUGUAUAUAAGGAAAAGUCUUAAUUUGUAUACUUUAUAAAUUUGUAUGGAGGGGGAGGGGAUGUAGGCGUGGCUAAAUUUUGAAAAAAAAAAAAAUCCAAAAUUAAACAAAAUACAUAUUAGUAUGUAUACAAAAUUUCAACCUUCUAUCUCAACAGGGACAAUUUAUGCCAAAAUAUCGGGGUUUUUACCCAUAGUGCAGCGGCUGGAGCGCACAAUCCUGGCGAUCGGCAGUGCAACCUUGCCCAGCGUGGUGAAAGCUCGCGAGAGCCGACGCUGAAGGGAAGCGAGAAGAAGGAACUUUACUGUUUAUAAUGGCAUCAACAAAAAGUAAAGUAUGGAAAUACUUUUCCAAAUAUGCCAAAAACAAUUAACAUUUUGCAAAAACACAACCAACAUGCUUCAGCAUUUUAAGCUGAAGCAUAUCAACGAGUUCGCGUCUCUCAAUGCAGGUGCUACGUUAACAGAAAAGAGGAGCCGAUUAACCACUGAGUACUGUUUGCGCUCCAUCAGUGACGAGUCCAAAUUUAAUCUAUUAGGGUCUGUUGGAGCGCAAAAGAUCUGGUGGAAACCUAAGAAGGAGCUUUAGGAAAAUAACUUGCUCAAAACGGUUAAGCAUGAUGGAGGAGAGGCUCAUAUACCAUUGCAAGCAGUUCAAAGCACCGACCCAAUCACCGGAUUUGAAUCCCAUCGAUCAUGUAUGGCAUCUGUUGGAAAGGAAGAUCCGAUCUCACCGAAUAUCCACAAAGAAUUCUCUACAAGAGGCCUUCUCGCUGGAUGGGCGAAUAUCACUACUUAUGAAACGACAAUGCUAAUAAUUAGCAUGAAGAGACGUUUGCAGGCGGUUAUUCCCACACAAAGUAUUGGGGUGAUUGACUACCGAUGGAAAUGACUGAUUACGCCAUUUGUGCCAAUACUUUUUUGACGAAGAUUUGUGCCUAUAUUUAUAUUUUAGUUCUGCGCAAGUGAACCAAACUAGAACUUUUUUUUGUCAAAUAUUAUUAGAAAACAUGGUUUUAAUAAAUACCGUUUUUCAUUU